AUGAGAGCUGAAAUGGAAUCUCCAAACCUAUGCUCACCCGUCCACCACCUCGACGGGGACAGCUUGGCCGAGAUAUUCUUCUGGGUGGUACGCGACGAAGGCUCAAAGCUUCUCGUCAAGUACAAGAACCUGAUGAGAAUAACUCAUGUUUGUCGCGCAUGGCGAGCUAUCGCAUUGAACCUGGCUGAGCUCUGGGGUGACGUCGCGUUUGCGUCCGGCAACCCGCACGUCUUCGAGACGCUUCUUCAACGUGCAGGAACGGCGCCGAUCGACCUACCUUUCACCAUACCCGCCUCAGAAGCUCAGUUAGAAUAUAUUGCUAGACAUUCUGAACGGUUUCGAUCAAUGCACAUAUCACGAAGCGUACGAUGGGAUCCCACAUCGCUGGCAGGCAAACAUAUGCCUUAUCUCGAGAGCGCUCGACUCUACGCCGGUCCACGAUACGAGGGAGUCCGCUCUGAGCUCGAUCCAGUGGUCAUGCCUCGCCUCCGGGACCUUUACAUGAGUCUCUUCUGCGUCCCCUUCGCUGCGCCAAACCUUAGAAAGCUUCGGAUAACUGCGGCCACGCCAUUCGCACCGAGGACACUCGUGCAGAUGCUCAAUGCACUGCCAAAUCUCGAACAUCUCAGACUGCGCUUCUGCCUUCCCACCUCAUAUGUGCAAGACGGCGAAGGCGUUGCGCUUAUCAAUCUCCCAAACAUCACUUGCAUUGAUCUCAAAGAUCUAUGCACGCCCAUGUCGGCCUUCCUCGAACAGCUGCGCAUAAAGGACCCCGCAUGCGCCGUCUUGCUUACACUCAGUCGCAACUUUGAGAGGCCGCCAUCCGAGGUACAACGCCUAGCCCGGGCGUUGCAGCCAUAUCUGAGCGCAUCCUUCCGCGAUUCGAUCUUGAUGAGCUCGCUUCGCGAGUCAAGUAUCUCUGUGUACUCCUCCAACAGCCAUGGCUUUGGGGAGUAUAUGGUACGGGAUGGCGCAGUCGUCAUCAACUCGGAGACGGCCGAGAACCCUGCAUCGCUCCAUACUGUUCUCUUUGAGCAGUUCCAUACCUCUCAGAUCCGACACCUGUGUGCAUAUCAUGCAGACUUCGCUGCGGGGGCUACUCCGGACGAUUGGGCGGAUCUUUACCGCCAUCCUCUGCUGUCGGAUCAUCUACAGACGUUGAAAACCUACGUAGGUCUGACCCAUCCCGAUGCCUCCUUGGAUCGAGCUACCAUGCUCCCUCUUCUUCUUGGCGAGCCGAUACGAAGACCUGAACUGCGAGAGAUGACAUUAUCUGGAGAUGCAUGCUCAUACGUCCUUACCGUCGCAGACGGUGCAUCCAAUCUAUCAAGAUGGCUCAAGGAGCGUAUAGUAUCUGGGCACCCCUUGGAGAGGCUCCGCUUGGAGGGCGAAAUAGCCUAUGAAGACCGUUCUGCGAUGGAAUCGUUGGCGGAGCAGGAAGUUUGGGAGCGGAUCAGAGAUGCAGUAGAUGUUAUCGACGAGUGGACAGUCAGGACCAAAGGUCUAUCUAUGGACGAUUAUGAGCAGUUAUGA
Molecule: messenger RNA, 1533 nt
Organism: Peniophora sp. CBMAI 1063
Lineage: Eukaryota; Fungi; Basidiomycota; Agaricomycetes; Russulales; Peniophoraceae
Source: the annotation of a GenBank genome assembly